CUAAAUAACAGAAACUCCCUCUUCUUCUUCUUCUUCUUCUUCUUCUUCUUGUCCUGCAACAAUUCUCAGCACUUCUGGAUACAAAUAUGGCAGCCAUUCUCAUUCGCUCACCUUUCUUUUCCGGUCCCAGAAAGGCUAGAGAAAUGAGGAAUAUCAUGACAGAAGUUAUUCAAUUUAGUAGCACCAAUUUGCGAUUACCAAGGAGUCAAAGAAGAUUCAUUUCUUUUCGUGGCUUGUUGAAUUCUGUCCAAGCCUCAGCCCAAAUAUCUGUCCCAGGCACUUCAUCGACGAGGGAAGAAAAAGUGCCUUUGAACUUCUUGAGGGACAAGAAGGUGGCUCCGGAUUCAGAUCCCCCUAGCUUGCAAGAUGUCAACCUUUUGUAUCAAUUUUUCGAUCAAAGUACCAAGCUAGUGGUAUUGACUGGAGCUGGAAUUAGCACAGAAUGUGGUAUUCCCGACUACAGAAGUCCAAAUGGAGCUUACAGUUCUGGUUUCAAACCAAUUACCCAUCAGGAAUUUCUCCGCUCUAGUCGGGCUCGUAGGCGUUAUUGGGCAAGGAGUUAUGCUGGGUGGAGACGGUUUAAUGCUGCGCAGCCCAGUGCAGCUCAUACUGCUUUAUCAUCUCUAGAAAAAGCUGGUUGGAUUGACUUGAUGAUUACACAAAAUGUUGAUAGGUUGCAUCACCGUGCUGGUAGCAAUCCAGUUGAAUUGCAUGGAACUGUGUAUUCCGUGAUUUGUGUAGAUUGUGGUUUAUCCUUUUCCCGGCAAAUAUUUCAGGAUCAACUUAAGGCCCUUGAUCCAAAGUGGGCAGCAGCAAUUGAAAGAUUGGACUAUGGCAACCCUGGAUCAGACAAGAGCUUUGGUAUGACGCAAAGGCCUGAUGGUGACAUUGAGAUUGAUGAAAAAUUUUGGGAGGAGGAUUUUCACAUCCCUACAUGCCAAAAGUGCAAUGGAGUGCUGAAGCCUGAUGUUGUCUUCUUUGGUGACAAUGUCCCCAAGGACAGAGCUGCUAAGGUAAUCCAAGCUGCAAAAGAAUGUGAUGCUUUUCUUGUACUAGGAUCAUCUGUAAUGACCUUUUCUGCCUUUCGACUUGUCAGAGCUGCACAUGAGGCAGGUGCUGCCACUGCAAUUGUAAAUGUUGGAGUGACUCGAGCUGAUGAUUUUGUACCUUUGAAAAUCAAUGCUCGACUAGGAGAGAUUUUGCCAAGAGUGCUUAACAUGGGAUCCCUCAGCGUCCCUGCGUCCAGGUGAUGCUACUCGAAAAUCAGUUGCUCAAAUCGGUUAUCAGAAGCUUUUUGGCACCACAAGAGAUUCAGAUGAUUGUAAGGUUAUAUUGUCUAUUCUCUGAAUGUGUUUGUAGAGCUUUGCUACAACUGUAUUAUUUUAUCAAUGAAUUCUCAUUCGUGGAGAGGGCCAGUCUUGAAGACUGUAAUUAGUUCUUUGGAAAGAGACGGUUUGUCGACAUGAAAUGCCAUGAUGUCCGUGGCUCAUACGUUAUGUCAUGCACAUAUGUAUGGUUGUAACUUGUAAAGGUGUUUCCAUAUCUAAGUAAAGCUAUGAACAUAAAUUUUUUCCAAUGAUUGUAUUUGGAACUCUGGAUAAAGUAAUUUUAAUUUCUGUAGAAAUUUCAAAAUUAUGGGAAUUACAAUUCCAUGAAUUUAAAUUCUAUUAAUUGAGAAUUUCAUUGUUUGGAUUUCAUGAUAUAGAGUUUUAAAAUAACAAAAAUUUGUAUUUAGACUAACUUUAGCUAAGAGAAUUGACAAAUAACGUCUAUUUUAUGAGGAAUUCAAGUCGAGAAUUUAAACUCCUAAAUCCUACGAUUAUUUUCUCGUGAAAAUUGCUAAUUCCACGGAAUAAUUUCCACUUAAUAAGAAUUCAAACGGGAGAAACAGUUUUAAGAAAUUGAAAAUUCCUUAUUUUUGAUUAAAUUUCUGAGAAUUCACUU
Fragaria vesca subsp. vesca is the source of this 1944-nucleotide messenger RNA. Its product is annotated as NAD-dependent protein deacetylase SRT2-like. The transcript has 11 exons. Gene Ontology annotation, molecular function: NAD-dependent protein lysine deacetylase activity; NAD+ binding. Bases 87 to 1250 code for a protein of 387 amino acids. The record is from RefSeq and is a predicted model, not a curated record. NCBI's taxonomy places the organism in Eukaryota, Viridiplantae, Streptophyta, Magnoliopsida, Rosales, Rosaceae.